Molecule: messenger RNA, 969 nt
Organism: Neoarthrinium moseri
Lineage: Eukaryota; Fungi; Ascomycota; Sordariomycetes; Amphisphaeriales; Apiosporaceae
Exons: 1
Coding region: 1-969 (322 amino acids)
Source: RefSeq, a predicted model, not a curated record
AUGCCCGCGACGAAGGUCUUCGCACCAGGUAUAAACGCCUCUCAGUCCUCUCUGAAUGCGCCGACCUUACCCCCCUAUUCGGAAACUCCACAAGACUUCGAACUCACCAGCUUCGGAUCGUCACAGUCGGAAGCCUCCCUGGAGUCAUACCACAGCGGUGCCAGCCCUUCCACAUCAUCACAACAGGACGUGACGUUCAGACCAACCACGCAGCUGCAGAUCCAGACCGAAGGCAAGUCAUGGCUGUCCUUCCCAGUGCCCACGCGGCCGACGCCCAUCUACAUCUUCAGCCUGAGCCCCGACGGGAGCAACCUGCACCGCCCGCUGUACGCCUCAAUCAGACCCAAACGCAGCUCGGGCUCCUGCUUCCUCGUCCACGCCGACGAUGAGCACCAGGCCGAGCACUUAACUAGGACGACAUAUCGCUUCGGGCCCGGCAAGCCGCCCGUCGUAAGCCUGGCCCACCACGGUGCCGUGGCCGGCGACCCGGAAGCACAGGGCGAGGAGGAGGAGGAGGGAGACCCCAGCACCGAGACGUUCGAGGUCGCGAGCCGCAGCACGUUCUCGCGGACGCAGACCGUGACGACCAGCCUGGGGACCUUCGAGUGGCGGUACGCGAGCAAGCGGGAGCGGGCGGCGGCGGGCGAGGGCGGCGCGGACAACUUGCUGGUGUUUGAGCGCGUGGAGCAACCGCCGGCGAACACGACGGGCGGCAAAGGAGGCGAGCGGCGCACGCAGGUCGCGCAGCUGGUGCGCAGCGAGCGGUACCGCACGCCGGGGACGGGCCGCAGCACGGCGGGCAACGGCGGGCGGCUGAUGCUGGACCUGCGCGGGCUCGGCGAGAAGCGCGAGGAGGCGGUGCGGCGGCUGGCCGUGACCACGGCCCUCGUCAUGCUCAAGAAGGAGGUCGACCGCCGCCGCAUGCACCAGAUGGUCGCCAUGGGGGCUGCGGGCUCAGGGGGCGGGUGA